Cyclocybe aegerita is the source of this 2493-nucleotide messenger RNA. The record is from the annotation of a GenBank genome assembly. NCBI's taxonomy places the organism in Eukaryota, Fungi, Basidiomycota, Agaricomycetes, Agaricales, Hemipholiotaceae.
AUGUCGGUCACAUGCUCUGAACGAGACCCACUUAUCGAACGCGCCUCGGUUUCCGCGUUGUCCUCGCUGACGAAACGCGCCGUCUCGAAGUACGGGCUCGACCUCAAGUCACCAACACAGUCAUUGUCUCAACCGCUUGGACCUCUCGAGAUGUCCAGCAGAGCGAGACAUGGCAUCCUCGCUGGUAUCUGGCUUGCGCAGUUCCUCUCUGCCUUGAAUCUAACGUUAGUGCCUACGAUGCUUCCUGAAAUAUCUUCGGAGUUCCGUAAAUCCAACGAGGCAAGUUGGGUAGGCACAUCGUACCUCCUCGCUACUUGCACGUUUACCCCUCUCUACGGACGAUUGAGCAACGUCAUGGGUAGAAAUGGUGCAAAUCAAUCCGCGGUCCUAUUUGCUCUCUUCGGUAUCUUAUCAUGUGGGCUGUCGAAUAGCAUGCAAAUGCUCGUCAUCUCUCGUUUCAUAUCUGGCAUGGGUGGAGGUGGAAUUUUUACGACCUCUUCUAUAAUCACGAGUGACAUGUACACCAUGCGCUCUCGAGGAUUCGUUCAAAGUAUAGGAGGCAUCUUCUAUGGACUUGGUAUGGGCCUCGGCGGCCCAGUCGGCGGGCUUAUCACUGACUGGCUAGGGUGGCGAUGGGCGUUCCUCAUCCAGAUCCCGCUGUUCGUGCUUUCCUGGGUGCUGACAACGUACAACUUGACAUAUGUCAUACCGGGUACAGGCAGGGGCACCAAAGAGGUGCUAAAGCGGAUCGAUUAUGGCGGUAGUUUCAGCCUUCUCGGAGCAGUCGGUCUUCUGUUAGUCUUCUUGAGCGUUCGAUUCAACGAAGGGCUCGAGUGGUCCGAACGCACAGUCUGGAUGUCUUUACUGGGAUCGAUUUUCUUUGCGAUUCUCUUUAUCGUCAUUGAGAUAUAUGUCGCGGUUGAACCCGUCCUACCGCCUUAUCUGCUCACCCAGAAAGUGCCAGUCCUCGUCGGUUUCAGCAACGCACUCGUCGCCGUUUGCAACCUCUCGGUAACAUACUACUUUCCGACUUGGUUCCAAACUGUUAUGCUCUCGUCGGCGUCUACGGCAGGGUUGCACUUAUUACCCAACAGUAUCUGUAUUUCCAGCGGGUCUUUCUUUGCUGGAUGGACGAUGAAGAGGUAUGGAUGCUACAAGUCCCUGAACAUGAUUUUCGGAAUCCUGCCAUUCUGUGCCGCGGUCCUUAUGACGCAAAUGAAGGAGACGUCUAAUUCAGCUCAUCUGUGGUUGACGAUUAUGCCACUCGGCUUCGGCAACGCGAUUGUUCUCCAGACCAUGUUUAUUGCUUUGGUGUCACACCUGCCCGAAUCGCAGAUGGCUGUUGGAACGGGCUUUGCACAACUGUUACGCGGGUUAGGCCAAGUAGGCGGGCUCGCCCUCGCUUCUGCGGUCUUCCAGUCUCGUCUCAACACUGAGCUUCAUAAGAGCUUCCCGAAUGGGUCUGAAGAGCUCAUCAUGAAGAUCCGGCAUUCCGUGCGCUUAGUCGGGAGUCUUCCUCCUGAUACCCAGCGCUUGGCUAGAGAUGCAUACGCCGCGAGCUUGAAGUCCGUCUUCAUCCUCGCCGCAUCUGCGUCGAUUCUUGCGUACCUUGCGCGUUUACCGAUUCCGGACAAACGCCUAGAAGACUCCGUACCCAGGACAAAUUCCCUCGAUUCGGAAGACUCUUCGUCUGACAUGGGUCCACAUGUGGAAGAGAUCAGGGAUGACGAGGACAAAAUUAAGAAAGAUUCAAAAAGCCGAUCCAAGACCAAAUCAAAGAAGAAAGCCGCGUCGAAUAAUCUUGACAAGGCAGCCAGCACCGCUCCACCCCCCAGUGAACUCCCACCGAACGAAUCACCCCCCAAGAAGCGCCAGAAGAUGAACAACCGAGACGAUGUUGAAGACGUUCCAGAGCGUGUGCCCACCUUGAAAUUAGCAGGAACGUUCGACCUGUACGCGAUGGAACUCUCUUUCCUCAACACCGUCUACGCCCCGGAGGACAAUGACGGGAGCUUCUUCUCCGAGGAGCUCUACCUCACUCUCCUCGAGUAUCAGGCCAAGAACGACAGGACCGCCAAAAUCACCAUCCCAGACGCAUACAGCCAGGGUGCGAACGGGACAUUCCGCUCGAACGCCCUUUGCGAUCCGAUGGAGGACCUUCCAUUCCAUAUCGGCAUCACUGACAUUCAGGAGUGCGAUGGUACUGAACUUAAGAUGUCGCUCGACUAUGGGCGUCCGAAGGAGGAUUGGGUCGGGAAGGGAUUGCAGGCCGCCCUCGAGUUGGACGACCCGUACGGGUGUUCUGGCCAUGGCACGUUCAGGAUGCGGCCUUUGUGGAAGAAGACGACACCAUCGGGAGUGGUUAUGGAGCUCUUUGAGGGGAUAUUUUCUUUUGAUGUGAUUUACGGAUCACUUUAUAGGCGGAAGGGCCAUGGAGACGGCAUAGAGUGUCCUGACAUUCCCUUCUGGGGUAUUCGCGCAGAAGAAAAGUGA